Messenger RNA from Durusdinium trenchii, 233 nucleotides. NCBI's taxonomy places the organism in Eukaryota, Dinophyceae, Suessiales, Symbiodiniaceae. The record is from the annotation of a GenBank genome assembly.
GAAAGUCGGAGGAUCAUUCGUUGCGUGACGCCCUCUUCAACGAAGACACGGAGAAGCAGAUGCCGCAGCUCUUCAGCAAGAUCCAGGACGAGGCGCUCAGUGGGUUAGCCUUGGAUGAACGUCAAGUCGCCGACCUCUCCAAAGCUCUAGGGAUCAUGGCCCGCAGCGGCGGCAAGGUGAGACCCGGACUGACCUGGGGCGGGGAGACCGACUCCGGUGUUAGCGAAUGUCAU